AUGUACCAUCAAGUCGCAAACCCAAUAUCGACGAGAGCUUCAACAGGCAAUGAGGUAGCAGCCCAAGAUCUCUAUGGGCUGGGUGUUCGUGUCGGGAUUUACCUCCAAGCAAUCGGCAUGUGUCUCUCUGUCCUCCGACUCCAAGCCAACUCCUUCAAAAUCACUUGUUCAGGGCUUACAGUCGCCAUCCUUGUCUGCUGGACUCGCCUGGUUGUUGACAAGGAAAUAUCGCCCGCCGAGGCAUUCCUCAUCAUUCUUCUUACAUCAGUGCUCAGUUAUCCCGCUCUAAGUUCUAUCUUAUGCCCCAACGCUCUUGUCGGGGAAAGCCUCGGCAUUAUCACGACUUGCGUUGCGAAUAUAUGGCAUGGGAUUGCACUGAUCGUAUUCUGGGCCGUCCUGUACAAUAAACUGCCAGCACUCGGAACUCCAAAUAAGGUGUUUCUAUUUGCGCCAUGGAGAAUGGAUGGGGGGUUUCGGAUAUUCGCACUCAUCUUCUCCGUGAUUAAUUUCAUGGCCAUCAUGGUUACUGUAGCAAUGUCGGCAAUCCUGCUGGGGACGUCUUUCUUGAAUUGGAAGUAUGAAAGAGAGGAUUCUUUAGGAUACAGAUGGACAGGGCGGUUCGAAGGAGCUGCGCGUAUCUCUGCGGCGGCUUCAAUCAUCCCCAUUGUCAUCUUCAUCGUAUCUAUUGAGAUGGACAUCAAAGCGAACGGUCUAACUCCCACUCAACAACUCUCUCAACCGGGGCAAGCUAUCCCUCUUGCUAUUGGGGCCAUUACUUUCUUGGAUUGUUUUCUAGCUCUGAUUGGCACUCCAAAUGAUGAUGAUGGCUUGGAAUGGGUCAAGGAUAAAAUACGUGAUAUAUAUCUGCUUCCUGUCCUAGCUACAACAUCGUCCAAAUCAUCCCAACUUGUGGAUACUGACAGGCCCGCGUAUCUAGACAAGUACCCAGUCAUCCCUUCAUUCGACCACUGGCGUUUCCCACAUGGCAACCUCCCCGCCAUCUGGAAGGAGGCCAUUAUCCCACCCGCGCCGAGACUCCCAUCUCUUGAGAAGAAGAUUGCUGCGCUGGCGCGGGACACAACAUGUCGUAUCUCGAGAUAUGGAGGCGCGAUCGAGGUGGCCCAUUUUGUGCCCACGGCGGAUGAAAAGUGGUUCUUGUCGAAUACUAUGGAUAGGUACGGCUCUUCCGGCUCCGAUCCUCAGCCAAUCGACGACCCAAGCAACUUGAUUACACUCCGCCGUGAUCUCCACCAUCUCUUCAAUACCACCCGUCGCUUCACGUUUGUCCCGAAACGAGAUGUACCCGACAAGGCUCGGUGCCUCGCACCCCACGUCUUUUCUCCGGACGACAAUAACGAGCAUGUCUUUGCACGCUUCGCUUGGACGAUCUUCUCCGACCAGACCGCGCGCUUCUUCAUGGGCAUGGCUGAGUAUGCGACUCUCUUGUUUGAUCCAAAGACGGACGAGAUUAAAGAAGUCAAGUUGAGGGCGCUUGACGUGCAGACUCAGUUUGAGAUUUUUGAUGCGUUCCCGAAGAGUCGCAGCGCGAGUUCAAGAAAGAGGCAGCAAGGUCCGUCUGCGCAAGACGAUGAAUUCUCGGUAGCAGAGGAGGAAGGCGAUGCUUCCAUUCCUCACAACUUAAAAGCACUGUUGGAAUUGGGUCAUCCACCCCGGUCAACUGACUCGGUUCGGAGUGAGGGCCAGGGCGCUGCUGUGAGGAGGGUAAGAAUCCCAACGAGGCCUCCCGACCCUUCCGAGGGGGCUGAAGCAUUUCAGCUAGCUUUACAUUGGAAGUUUUCUCACGAGGCGGGCCGCUCAUGCAAGCGCAUCGACACGGAGUCAACCAAGGGAUGA
This is a messenger RNA of Clonostachys byssicola, 1854 nucleotides long. Lineage: Eukaryota; Fungi; Ascomycota; Sordariomycetes; Hypocreales; Bionectriaceae. The record is from the annotation of a GenBank genome assembly.